AUGCUGCCGUUCCGGAACUUGGAGGAAGUAGCGGCGAGUCUGGGGAGGCCCCUCACUCCGGCCGAGACCCUCUGGUUCAGAUACUCCGCCACCAUGCCCGACUUCCAGAUUUACACCCACUCCUUCUUCCUGUUGCUCUGCCUCUUCUCCCUCGGCCCUCUCCCUCUGGUCCUCAUGGAGGCGAUGGGGGUAAGCGUUCUGUGCAGGUUCAAGAUACAGCCCAAUGUGAGGGUGCCCUUCUCCAGCGUGGUGCAAUGUUACAGGGACGUGGUGGCUGUCCUCCUUCUCGUCGUCGCUCCCCUGCAGUUGACGUCCUACCCCUUGUUGAAGUGGUCGGGGAUUCGAACGGGCCUGCCAUUGCCGUCGCUUUGGGAAACUGGCGCACAGCUUGUGGUUUACUUCCUGGUGGAAGACUACGGGAACUACUGGAUUCACAGGUGGAUGCACUACUGGCCGUGGGCCUACGACAAGAUCCACCGCGUCCACCACGAGUUCACCGCCCCCUUAGGCUUCUCCGCGAGUUACGCCCACUGGGCGGAGGUUCUGGUGCUGGGGUUGCCGACGAUCGCCGGUCCGGUCAUCGUCCCCUGCCAUGUCCUCACUUUGUGCGCCUGGAUCGCUCUGCGCCAGAUGGAAGCCAUCGAGACGCACAGUGGAUAUGAUUUCCCCGGGAGUCCCACCAAAUUGAUUCCAUUCUAUGGAGGCGCAGAAUACCACGAUUACCAUCACUUUGUGGGAAAGAGCCAAAGCAAUUUUGCUUCUGUUUUCACAUACUGUGACUACAUUUAUGGAACUGAUAAGGGUUAUCGGUAUCAGAAAGCAUCCUUAGCCAAGCUGAGGCCUCUAAAUAGUUCUGUUUAUAAGGCUGUUCAUAGCUACUAG
Nymphaea colorata (pocket water lily) is the source of this 882-nucleotide messenger RNA. Its product is annotated as very-long-chain aldehyde decarbonylase GL1-10-like. The record is from RefSeq and is a predicted model, not a curated record. Lineage: Eukaryota; Viridiplantae; Streptophyta; Magnoliopsida; Nymphaeales; Nymphaeaceae. Gene Ontology annotation, biological process: sterol biosynthetic process. The transcript is spliced from 5 exons. The coding region runs from base 1 to 882 and encodes 293 amino acids. Gene Ontology annotation, molecular function: C-4 methylsterol oxidase activity; iron ion binding.